AUGAAUCAGUCAAUAUCAACAUCAUCAUCAUCAUCAACUUCAGACACUACAUCAUCAUCAUCAUCACGUCCAACAUUAUAUCCAAAGCCAGAUAUCAACAACUUCAACAAUAUGAUGAUGAACAUUCAUUAUGAACCUGUUACUAUUGGUGACAAUGGUCAAAGGACAAAGUCAAACAGUUUCAGUGCAUUCGAGCACAACUCACCACCUACAUCACCUCUGAUCAAUGUUGCUAGACAACUCCAUAUGCUCAAGACCAACCCAUCAACACCUACACACUACACUCCGACCUCAUCACCUAUCGAAUCUCCAAGAACACAACCAAACCAACAACAUCAUCAUAGCAACAUGUUACCAUUGUUGCCAAAGAUUAGCGACAACUCAAACAACGCGCAAUCAUCAUCAUCAGGGUCACCCAACCCUCCACACACUCCACCGCAUUCAAGACAUAACAACAACAACAACAACCGAUACUCAUCAACAAGUGUGACCAACUCACCAUCAUAUCAAUCACAACGAAUACAUCAUCCAGUGGCUAUUCACAAUCAGUCACCGAUAGAGUUUGCCACACACAGCGGACAAUACAAUGGAGGCUACCCUACUGGAGGUGGACCUGGCCAUGGCCAUGGAGGGCACUACCAUGGUCAACAACACCCACAACAUGGACAUCAUCAUCACAAUCAUCAACUAAAGAGGAGGAGCAACAGUCUGGACAUCUAUGGACCAACUGACUUUGAGUUUGCCAGUCCAGGACACGCUCAUUUUUCCAGCCAGCCACCAGUUCCAACACAUCACAAUCAUUCUCGACAUCCUCAACAACAACAUCAACAACAGCAACAACAUGCCACCCUACAAUUCGAGGGCGCCAAGUCAAGAUAUGAGUCACACAAGUUCCAGAAGGAGGCAAUCCUUAUUGCAGCAUAUUACAAUGAUCUGACGGGUGUGAAGACAUUGAUAGAGGAGGGCGGCCAUGACAUGAACCAUCAAUGUAACGUCAAGAAGUGGACUCCACUCAUGCUGGCCGCGCAAUGUGGUGGUACUGAAGUCGUAGAUUACCUUCUGGAACAAAGGAAUAUACAACUUGAUCGACAAAACAAUGAUGGAAUGACUGCACUCUUCAUUGCAUCAAUGAGCUCCAAUCCCGAUCUUGUCAUCAAGUUGUUGAUCAAAGGUGCCAAUCCAAACUUGGCCAACAAUGAGGGAACAACACCAUUGAUGGUGGCCAGCUCGAUUGGUAACAGGGACUUGGUGGAUACAUUGGUUGGAUUCCGCGCCACUGUGAACCAAGUCGACAAACGUGGUUAUAGUGCAUUGAUGUAUGCCAUCAUCUAUGGAUACAAACUCAAUAACGACGAAACACACUUUAAUGGAAAAGUAGUGAGUGGUAGCAUGUUACACCAGAAAGGCAGUAUUAUACAAUUGCUGUUGGAGCAUCGAUCGAGAAUUGACACGAUUAGUAGUGAUGAGUGGUCACCUCUGAAGCUGGCCAUCAAGCACGGACCGAUUGAUCUAGUCGAUUACAUUGUUGAUAAGGACAACAAUCUACUUAUGGAGCCAGACUCGAGUGGAUGGAACUGUUUGAAUCUGGCCAUCCGUUAUUCCCCGAUCGAGGUCAUCGACCUGAUACUCGAGAAGGGUUAUCCUGUAAAUAGUCGAAUCGAACAACUUGCUUCGUUGGCAAUGCAAGCACCAAACAACAACAACCAGAACAACACAAACGUACCGUCAGUCUCGCCGUCCAGUGCAGCCAUCAUGUCCCCUCUGGCAUUGGCCAUCCAAUUUAGGAAUGUGGAUGUGGUGCAGCGUCUGAUCAAAUAUGGACUGGACAUCAGACAGCAUGGCGACCCCAAACAGAUCGUUGACUUUUGUCGCGAGUUCAACAAACCAGACAUCGAGAACUUCCUGACCAACUACACGAUCCACCAACUCCGAGCAAGCGACAACCAAUGA
Molecule: messenger RNA, 1950 nt
Organism: Acytostelium subglobosum LB1
Lineage: Eukaryota; Evosea; Eumycetozoa; Acytosteliales; Acytosteliaceae
Exons: 3
Coding region: 1-1950 (649 amino acids)
Molecular function (GO): protein binding
Source: RefSeq, a predicted model, not a curated record